GGAAACAAAGAAGAAGCCGAGCAAAGCAGCGGGGCUAUGCUAUGCUAUGCAAUGCUGUGCUGUGGUGUGCCGUAUUGAGUUGGUGCUGCUGGCAUGGUCGGGGAAUGAAUGAGGCGAGCAGGAGGAAUCUUUCUGUUUUGUGGAGCACGGGGAGAGGGAGAGCGAGAGAGAGAGCCAAGGGAGAGGGAAAGGGGAGGAGUGAGUGAGUGAGUGAGUGAGUGAGUGCGUGGCGUUCGGAUAAUAGUAUCUAGUGGUCGUGCCAUUUCUGGUCGUUGGUAGAGUGGCAUCAGCUUUGUUGGGUCCUGCGGUUCACUCACGAUUUCAAAGGGAGAGGCGAGGUCAGGUCAGGGCGAGGUUUAUCUGUGGUGGUGCGAGCACGACUUCUCGGGGUGGGGAGCAUUAUCUGGUGCCUGCUGCUGCUGCGAGGAGAGAGUGAGAGUGAGAAUUUGGACCUGGGUGGGGAGGGGGUGUGUGUGUGUGUAUAGUGGCUCAGUCACUAACGCGAGGUUGCGUGACCCUGUUCAAGCAACCUCGGAGUGUAGAUCCUCGUUUGUGUGCGAUAGGGUGUUGGGUUUGCAGACGGGAAUCAGUCUGGCGAAAUGGGGAGUGUGUUGGGUUCCGCCUAGAGCUGGGUUUUUGUGGAGAUUCGGCUGAAAUUCUUGGAGCGCAGUAGAAGGGAUUGUAAUUUUGGCUGUUCAGCUGGGACGCCAGGUGAUUGUCGGUUAUCAAUGGCUCGAAUCAUGGGGAGAAAUUUUGUGUAGUCUUCAGGGGAUUUGCGGCGUCAACACUCUCCCGUUCUAGAAACCUGAGUGCAACUGGUUUAGGUGAUGUAAAGCAGGGGACGUUGGCAUUGGAGUGGGGUGCGGUGCUAGUAGUUCUGUGUCGUGAAAUGGCUGCCUCCAUGUGCAGUCAUGCUAUCAAAGCUUUGUCUGUAGACUGUGGAUUGCAACGGCGUGCUGUUUGUGGUAAUCUGUCGAGACAACGGUAUCCGGCUUUGCCACGAAUUAAACCGGGUAUUGGGGCUGCUUAUCGAGGUGGACGUGGUACACGCUUUCCAUGCAACCGCCAGCUGGGUUAUCGUUUCAUAUUGGACCAAGGGAAAUUGAGAAGAGGAUUGCGGAUCUUGUGUUUGAGUGAUUCUUCACAAGAGGAAGCUAGACCAUUAGUGUCAACGGAUGAUGAAGUGCGAUUGGAGGAUACCAAUGGACGAGGGCCUGUCAAGACCAGCGUGAAGCAGAACUCAGGAGAAAUGAAUGGUUCUGGAUCUUAUGGUCGUGCAGGUUCUCAUGAAAGUGUCCCCCCAACUUCUGACGAGGAACCAAAUUUAGUGCUUGAGGUUGCACAUAACGCAACUGAAGUUAUCGCUGAAACGCUUGAGGUGGCAGCUAAGACAGUCUCUACAGUGGGAGAGAUUGAAUCUUCAAUGCCUACUGAGGUUGAUGCUGUUGAGGACCAGGAUGCAGCUGUUCGAACUGUAGUUUUUUGGGUUUCUGCUGCAGUCGUAUUUGGAACAUUUCUCUUCGUCACUCAGGGUAGUAGUAAAGCAUCCGAAUUUUUUGCAGGGUACCUUUUGGAGCAGAGUCUUUCAGUUGAUAAUUUGUUUGUUUUUGUUCUUAUAUUCAACUAUUUCAAAACUCCUGUGAAUUACCAGAGCCGAGUUCUUACGUAUGGAAUAGCUGGAGCUGUUUUCUUCCGGGCUUUUAUGAUAACACUUGGUGCAGCUACACUGCAGAGAUUUGAAGCCAUCAACUUAUUUUUUGCCGCCGUUCUCUUAUUCUCAGCAUAUAAGUUAUUCGGAGACGAGGAUGGUGACGAAGAGGAUCUGUCCAACAAUUUUAUCGUUAAUUUCUGCCAAAAACUUAUACCUGUAACUUCAACGUAUGAUGAAAAUAACUUUUUUACCAUUGAAGACGGUUUUCAAAAGGCGACACCCUUGCUUCUCACUCUUGCUGUCGUGGAGCUGAGCGACAUUGCCUUUGCUGUUGAUUCUAUUCCAGCAGUUUUUGGAGUGACAAGGGAUCCCCUAAUUGUCUUUUCAUCAAAUAUGUUUGCCAUUUUAGGACUCAGGUCAUUAUACACUUUAAUUUCAGGGAGCAUGGCCGAGCUGGAGUACUUGCAGCCAUGUGUAGGUGCUGUUCUGGGCUUCAUCGGAUCUAAGAUGGUCAUUGAAUACUUUGGUUUUCAUAUCUCAACUGAGUUGUCUCUUGGAGUUGUAGCAAUAACUCUGGGUUUGGGAGUAGGGCUGAGCAUUCUAGCACCCAGUAAAGAUGAAGAAGAAGAUGACGAGACCUAAAGAUGUGGGAGUUCAAUUCCUUGUUCAAAAUACUUUUUGAUACAGCUUUAGAGCUGGUACUUGAUCUUUUGCAGCCAGAUUGUCACUCAUUCCUUUUCGAAAACAUGAGACCAGCGGAUUUCAUCAGGUAUCCAGAAGUCUCUGGAAAAAGUCUUUCCAGCACAUGGCUUGCGUUGUUCUUAGUGCCAGAAAAUUUGCGGUUCGUUGGUACUUUAUUGCUGUUCGAGUUAUAAUAGUAGUCAUGAGACAUCCAGACUUUGGAGUUCGAGAAUGGGAGGCAUAACAGGGGAUUUGUCAGACCUUUCCAGCUUCAACACUCUUAAGUAGAGGCACUGAAGUCUCCAGGAUUACGAUCACUUCGGCAUCUUGUGAACUGCUAACACUGUUGUAUCAACUUGAUUGUUGUGAUGAACUUCUCAUGAGCAGUUGUUCGGGACAUUGUUUGGGAGUGUAGGCGAGUGUCGAGAGUCUAAUUUGUAAUGGGUGUCCUGCACUAUUUGUUCACCGAUAAGUCCUAUCAACUGUACUCUAUCAACAAUUGCACAAUUGCAAUGCACCCCAUUAUUUUUA
Messenger RNA from Physcomitrium patens, 2863 nucleotides. RefSeq names its product thylakoid membrane protein TERC, chloroplastic. Gene Ontology annotation, cellular component: membrane. The record is from RefSeq and is a predicted model, not a curated record. Lineage: Eukaryota; Viridiplantae; Streptophyta; Bryopsida; Funariales; Funariaceae.